This is a messenger RNA of Catharus ustulatus (Swainson's thrush), 3017 nucleotides long. It is a transcript of the gene TPGS2, whose product is annotated as tubulin polyglutamylase complex subunit 2. Bases 84 to 959 code for a protein of 291 amino acids. The record is from RefSeq and is a predicted model, not a curated record. NCBI's taxonomy places the organism in Eukaryota, Metazoa, Chordata, Aves, Passeriformes, Turdidae. Gene Ontology annotation, biological process: protein polyglutamylation. The transcript is spliced from 8 exons.
CCCUGCGGCUACGGGGCAGUAGGGAGGACAGAAAGGCAUUGUUCUCUGUCGGGCUGGGCAGAGACAGGACGGUCCCGUGAAGGAUGGAGGAGAAACUCCCCACCGGUAUCAAGCCCUACCUGGACAAGCUCACCCUGGGCGUCACAAGGAUACUGGAGACUUCCCCAGGAGUUGCUGAAGUGACUUUUGUGGAAAAGGAGCCAGCUGAACGCCACACAAUCGUCUCUUGGGAGCAAAAAAACUCCUGUGUAUUACCUGAGGACUUAAAGAACUUCUAUCUGAUGACCGAUGGCUUCCAGAUGACCUGGAGUGUGAAAACUGAUGAUACCCCAAUGCCCCUGGGCUCCAUGGUGAUUAACAGUGUCUCGAAGCUGUGUCGGCUUGGGGGUUCCUCUAUGUACACUCUGCCUAGUGCUCCAACUCUUGCUGACCUGGAAGAUGACACAGACGAGGAAGGUAAUGGAGACAAACCAGAGAAGCCACACUUUGAUUCUCGUAGUCUUAUCUUUGAAUUAGACCCAUGCAAUGGGAAUGGGAAAGUCUGUCUUGUUUAUAAGCAUGCUGAACCAGUGGUCUCCCCAGACACAGAGAUCUGGUUCCUGGACAGAGCUCUGUAUUGGCAUUUCCUCACCAAAACCUUCACAGCCUACUACCGCCUGCUCAUCACCCACCUGGGUCUCCCACAGUGGCAGUAUGCCUUCACCAGCUAUGGGGUCAGCCCCCAGGCCAAGCAAUGGUUUAACAUGUAUAAACCCAUAACCAUCAACACUGCACUCCUAUCUGAAGAAACUGACUCCUUUGUGAACAAGCUGGACCCCAAUAAGGUAUUUAAAAGCAAGAAUAAAACUCCAGUGCUCAAGAAGAAGCCACCUUCACAGCCACCAGGCUCCCAAAAGAGUCACACGAGCACGACCUCUGCCAAGACAUCCUCAUUGGCUGGGAAUUCUUCAAGGAAGUGAGCCUGCCAGAUCUCACCCUGGACAACAUUUGCAAUGGUGACAUGAUUUACAAUAAUCCUGAAGUAGAAGCUGCAAGAUCCCUCCCUUUUGUGGGAACUGCUGAGCAAAGAGUCAAUGGUCUUGAGACCCAAUCAACCAGGAGGACCCCUUGGUUUGUCACACAUUCAUUUGCAAAGCUGACCAUUGAAACAGACACUUUUCAUUUGGGCAGGAUCUCACCAGGGGCCACUGAGAUCCUACAGCCUUAGAAGCCCCUGAUGCUGUUUUCUGUGCUGUAAAUUUUCAGAUUAGAGAUGCACUUUAACACUGCUGGUUUUCAGUUACUCCUGUUUGUUUCCAUUACUUUUCUAUGCUAUUCUGUCUUCCAAAUAUGCUGGAAUCAUGGUAGCACCCAACACAUUUUGUGCCUGAAUAUGGAAAUCGAAAUCACUGUCUUCAAGUAAGCAUUGACUAUUUAAACAGCAUCACCUCUAAUUUUUGAAACCAUCACAUAACUACGUAGACAAACCUACCUCACAGGGAUGUUGUGAGGCUUUCAUGAGAAUUUGUAUGGCCUUCAGAAAGAUGAAGCCAUCCUGUAAGUGCUUAAUAAUAUUUUAAUAAAUACUUGAAUAUUUUCCUCCAAAGUGAUUGGGUAUUUGAAGAUGCUUUGGGGAGGUCAUGGGCAUGGGAUGCAAAGGAUGUAUGGCAAGAGCAGUGUUCAGGAUGGAUUGUUUGGGGUGGUUUUUUUUAAUGCAGUAGAGAAUCUGGCAUUGAGAAGGGGUGGGUCACAGUACUUUUAGCUAAUCCCUCUUGAGCUACUCAGAAAUUCCCUGUUUAUUUCACACAGGCCAAAAGACUGAACUGUUGUGUGCUAGGUAUUCUACUAGUGUCCUGCAGUCACUGUACAAAAUCUGCAGCCAUCAGCCCCUGCUCAGGUGUGUUUUGUGGCUUCCAGCACUGCCAAGGGCCCACCUUCAAGUGCUGUUGCUGCAUUGCCUGGCAGCCACUCUCUGCCACCCCCAGAUGACAAGAAAUCCUCUAAUGCACUCUCUCAAGCCCAUGUGCAUCUUGAGACAGGUGAAGAUAUGUUGUAGCUGCUCUACUGGUAUAAAGGGAGCUCUAAUAAGAAAGCACAUGUGAGUAUUUCCCACCCAACCCCACGCCAUGCCGUAGCAAUAGCUCAGUUAUCCUUUUCAUAUUGGGAUGGGAAUGAUCAUUACAGCCAGUAAAUGCCAUUUUCUGGAAUUCUGUGCAGUAGCGAUGUUCUGUCACUUCCUACUCUUGGAGACCUCUGUAUGGUUUAUUCAUGGCACCCAACACUGGGACUGCAGUUAUGUGCUUGACAUACAUACCAUACUUGCUUAAGCACUUUCUAGAAAAGUUAAGACUGUUGUCACCCUCCUGGGAAGAGGCAGCUUCUGAUAGUGUUCUGUUUUUAGUCCAGUGACAGCUCCAACUUGUAAGGCUGUCACAAGCACACUUCCUCAUUCAGAUGAAGGUAGCAGAAUUCCUGCAGCAGCAGGGCAACCUCUUACAUUUCUUAUGCAUUCAGAGUAGAAAAAAAUUAUGAGGGGGGGCAGUUUGUUCAAGCUUUUGGAGACACUGUCACAGAAGUUCCCUGACUUCUUUUCUGUGGUGAUAGUUGGUGUAGCUCAAGUCUCAAGUGUCAGUACAUACAUUGUUCUUUGAUGCCACCGUGUUCCAGCAGAACUGUGGCAGGAUUCAGGAGACUGUGUAGUUUAGUUUAGUGAUUUUGUAAUGCUUCCUGAAUGUUCAGAUUAAAAAAAAAAAAAAAAAAAAAUUAAAAAAACCCAAGCAUGAACAAAACCCUAACAACCCAGCAGGUUCACGUUUCUAUUUUAGACUGUCCUUGUUGUCUCUUCUGUGCUGUUCCAAACUCGGGUGACAGAUAUGCAAAUGAAGCAAGCCUAGGCCCUUGGUCCAUCACUGUAGUAUCUGCCUCUUACCAAAGAAUAUUCCAGAUUAAAAUUUCUGUGUUAAUUAACUAAAUCAUGUUGUAUCUGCCACUGUUGAUAUGUGUAUUUUGAUGUAAAUGAAUAUAUAUCUAUCUAGAGA